UCUGAAAUACUGAACGUGAAGUUCAGAAAAUUAUUAUUUAACUAUUAAGCCAUUAAGUGUUAAUUCUUUAAAAAUGUCUGAAAACCAACCAAAAGAAGAGAACACACAAAAUGCAUUAUCUGAAUUAUUAGAUGAUGCUCUCAAAGAUUUUGAAAAACCAGAUGAAUCAAAUGCAUCAGUUGAUGCAUCACAAAUAUCUGAAGUUACUAAUUUUAGUGCAAGUGAUAACUUUUUAAAAGAGAGUCUUGAAGAAACAAUGAAAUCAUUUAUGAAUAGUGAUCAAGCAGAAUUAGCCGCUGGCCUACAAGAACUCAUUUUAGGAGAUGAAGGAUCUGAUUUACAAACAGUUAUCCAAGAAUCAUUAAAAAGCUUAUCAGAAGCGAAACAAAAUCUGCCUGAGGGAAGUGAUAUGACUUCAAUGUUUGCCAAUAUGGGUAUUCAAGACGAUAUAAAUUUAGAUGAAGAUAUGCUGCCAAUGUUAAUGCAAUUUAUGCAGCCACUGCUGAGCAAGGAUGUGCUUUAUCCAUCUAUUAAAGAUCUGUGUGAUAAAUAUCCAAAAUGGCUAGAGGACCAUGAACCAACAUCUGAUAAAGAAGAAUUUGAAAGGUAUACACAAAUGUUUAGUUGCAUAAAAGAAGUCCGAGAUCAUUUAGAAAAUCAACAAGAUUCCGAUGAUGAUGUCACUAAGACUAGGAAGUUUAAAGAACUCAUGGAGUUAUUAAAAAAAAUGCAAGAAUGUGGCCAACCGCCAGAGGAAUUAAUGAGAGAUGUAGCUGAUGGUAAUCCAAUACCGGACAAUGUUGGCCAAUGCUCUCUCAUGUAGCAAAUGUUUAUCUUGAAGUAUUAUUUUUAUUGAGUCUUGUUUAUUUAUUUAUUAUCAGUUUGAUAAAUGAAGACUGAAUAAAUAUAGGGUAUAGGUAAAAGGGUAGCAGAUUUCACCAAUGUGAAAGGUAAACUUCCAAAGAUAAAAUACAUCUUAAUGAAAUUUUCUAAAUUUUUUAACCUCAGAUUUUUAGAUGUUUUAUUAAUUAGUUAAUUUUUUAACUUAUUAAAUAUUAUUGAAUCAAUUUACAGAUCAAUUAUUUCAUGGUUGAUUCUUCAAACCAAUAUGAAGUAUACAAUUUUUUUUAUACUUUAUUACUUAUAUACAAAAUGUAUCGUAUUAUGUUGUAAUUUAUCAGAAUUGAAUCUGGCUUUUUGUAAUUAAAAUACAAUUAUUUAAAUAUAAUUUGGAAUUUUUGUUUUUUUUACUUAUAUUAUUAAUAUAUGUAUAAAAUAAUAUUUGCAAAUUUAUAAGUGGAACAUAACCUUAGUAUGUCAUAAAAUUUAAUUUAUGUUGCAUUUUAAGAUGAACACAAUGGCCAAUCAGUUUUAAGGAAAAAAUCUGCUACAUCUAACUAUAUCUCUUAAAAACUUUUUUAUUAUUGGAUUGGGAAAAUUGAUUAAAUUAAAUAACUAGUACUUGAGUGGGAUAAAUCAAAAUGUCUCAAUUAGUGGAUUCUAUGUCAUAAUUGUUAUGACAAAUAUAUUAGUUUUAAUUUUAUAAUAUAAUUAUCAUUGACAUUAUAUUAUGUAUGUUUAAAAUUAAUCUUCAGACAGGGUUUUUUUUUACUUUGUUAAAGCGUACACUUUAUUUAAUAUUAUAUUAUUAGAUUAACAAAUAUUGUAUACCUUGAUAUUUUCUAAAAUAUUAUAUGGAGCAUAGUGCUUACAUUAUUGUGUAGACAUAGUGAUUAUUUAUUAUAUGUAUAUUGUAUAUGUAUAAUAAAAUCAAAAUUAGUAACAAA
This is a messenger RNA of Acyrthosiphon pisum (pea aphid), 1787 nucleotides long. It is a transcript of the gene Pex19, whose product is annotated as peroxisomal biogenesis factor 19. Gene Ontology annotation, cellular component: peroxisome; peroxisomal membrane. The record is from RefSeq and is a predicted model, not a curated record. The transcript has 3 exons. The coding region runs from base 74 to 823 and encodes 249 amino acids. Gene Ontology annotation, biological process: protein import into peroxisome membrane. NCBI's taxonomy places the organism in Eukaryota, Metazoa, Arthropoda, Insecta, Hemiptera, Aphididae.